This is a messenger RNA of Zophobas morio, 2713 nucleotides long. RefSeq names its product proton-coupled zinc antiporter SLC30A1 (gene ZnT63C). Gene Ontology annotation, cellular component: membrane. The transcript is spliced from 6 exons. The record is from RefSeq and is a predicted model, not a curated record. NCBI's taxonomy places the organism in Eukaryota, Metazoa, Arthropoda, Insecta, Coleoptera, Tenebrionidae. Gene Ontology annotation, biological process: zinc ion transmembrane transport; intracellular zinc ion homeostasis; detoxification of zinc ion. The coding region runs from base 545 to 1882 and encodes 445 amino acids. Gene Ontology annotation, molecular function: zinc ion transmembrane transporter activity.
UCGUGUAUUAAUAACAAUCGUUGUCAACGUGGUAACAACUCGAGAAUUUAUUUUCAUAACUAUCUGUGUGCGUAAAAGUUAUCAAACUGAUAUUUCGCUUAAAAGGAAGUAGUCUAGCUAUCCGUUUAUUUUCCUUAGUUUGGCAAGUGAACCAAUAAAACUACCUAUAAACCUCGGUAUAUUUUCCAUGUAUUAUGUGAAAUCUACUUUCAUUCGUCGGUUGUUCCGUCAACUGGUCGGAAUCAGUUAUGAACUGUCUUGUCUGUCGAAUUUUGUGACGUACGCUUUUGUAUUAAAUAAUUAACAAGUCCAGCGUUUCCAUUAAACACUGUUGUGCUUUUAAUUAUACACUUUAUUAAAUUUUUAUUAAGUUUUAAUCAAAAGCCCAAACUAAACAAAACUAUGCUGUGAUAAUGAGUGUUUUACAUAAAACGAAGUGCUAGAAAACAGACCCUUCUUCAAAAUUAUAUGAAAACUAACGACACUUUUUAAUUUAAUAACAUGGUUCAAUUAAAGAAGCUGUUUUAAACAAACAAAGUACGCAAUGGGAAAAUUUUCCGGUAAAAAAUGUCGGCUUCUAUCGAUGCUGUGGCUGACGACAGCGUUCUUCUUCGUCGAAAUUGUAGUAGGUUACAUAACAAAUUCGAUGGCCUUAGUGGCCGACAGUUUUCACAUGUUAAGCGAUGUUGCUGCCCUAAUGGUAGCCUUCGUUUCAGUCAAGAUGUCUCCGAAAAAAUGGUCGAAAAACACGUUCGGUUGGGCCAGAGCUGAAGUCCUCGGAGCACUCGUCAACGCUGUCUUCCUCGUAGCUCUUUGCUUUUCCAUAACAGUGGAAGCUUGCAAAAGGUUCAUCGAGAGCGAGGCUAUCCACGACCCCCAACUUUUAGUCAUAGUCGGUGCAUUGGGACUACUAGUUAACGUCAUAGGAUUAUUCCUGUUCCAUGAACAUGGAAGCAGUCACGGUCACUCCCACGGGCGUCUAGCGCACAGCAGAAAUCGUCUCACACAACUCGCCAUGACGGACGAUAACGAGAACGACGAAACUUACCCAAGUCCUCCGCCAGAGAAGUCUUCGCACGGACAUUCGUACAGUACUGCCGGACAAAUGAAUAUGCGUGGAGUGUUUCUUCAUGUGCUGUCGGAUGCUUUGGGCUCCGUUAUUGUAAUUAUAUCGGCGUUGGUGUUUUGGCUAACUUCGUGGAAAUACAGAAAUUACAUAGAUCCAGCUUUGAGCAUAUUGCUGGUAUUGUUGAUAAUGAAUUCUGUGUGGCCGUUAUUGAGAGACUCUGCGCUUAUUUUGCUACAAACUGUACCUACACAUAUACAAGUUGAUGCCAUACAGAGGAGGCUCCUGGCUAAAGUGGAUGGAGUAGUGGGAGUCCAUGAGUUCCACGUCUGGCAGUUGGCUGGCGACAGAAUCAUCGCCUCUGCUCAUAUUAAGUGCCGAAAUCUGUCUGAAUAUAUGAAAAUAGCAGAAAAAGUAAAAGAAUUCUUCCACAAUGAAGGUAUACACUCGACGACAAUCCAACCGGAGUUUAUAGAUUUUAGAGCGUUUCCGGAAGUCACCGAUAACGACCAAACCGAAGACUGUGUUCUAGACUGCCCAAAAACCACAGAUAGCGAUAACUGCGUUCAAAACACGUGCUGCGGACCAUCAAAACAAGGGCGUGAUACACCGUCGCCAAAUAACACCCCGUAUAUGGUUCGGCAGAGGGGGAACUCGAGCAAUAGUUCCAGCAAUUCGCAGGAAAUGAACGAAAUGGAAGCAGGCGUUCUGUUGGAAAAAGGUAAUUCUUCUUCGCAGAAGGACUAUAGUUGUAUUUCGAGAGGGUCGCAGUGUUCACAGUACUCAGUCAGGUCUGGUUCAGAGUCCAAUUUCUGAUACUUUGACUACUAAUGAAUUACUAGUUCGUAAUAAGAGUCGCAGUUUGCAUCGUUAACAUACAUCAUCAUUGUAGUUACCUUCAUCAUUAAGCCAUCUUUCUGCCUUACUUUGUUUAUAAAUAUGCUAUUACCAGUAAGCAUUCACAAGAACGGUUACUGAUUACUACAGUGUGAUUCUAGUCUUAGUGCAAUUUAAACGUGUCAGUUUGUAGGUAGUCAAACAGUUGUUGGUAAAGCAUAUUUUUUUAGAUAAGAUAACAGUCACAGAAAGUAAAUAAUGUGAUUUGAAAUAAUUAUAGGAAUUCUGCCAAUUUCAUCCUUUAAAACUGUAAAUUAACUGAAAUUUAAAACUGUUGUUUUGGGUACUUACUAUGUAUCAUAACGUGUAAAUUAAUUACUAUGUGAUGUAUGAGAUUUAAAAAACGAUAUUUAUAAGAAUACGUCGCAGUUGUUCACAGAAUGUAGAUCACCGAUUACGUGAGUAUAUGUAAAGUUUGUUAAUAUUUACAGGUUUUGUUAUCUAACACCAAUUGGUAGAAUACAUAAGGCGCCAUCUGGUGAUGAUAAUUAUAAUCUUAAAAUUUUAAAUUUGACAUAGCAGUCAACGAGAUGCAUUGCUACGUCCUUGAAACACUAGGUAAAGUACAAUGUUGUUUGUAAGAUAAUGUAUUUAGAUAAGUUUAAAAAAACAAUUUAUUUUGUAUAAUUGUAAGUAUUAUGUUACAUUUUUUAACACAAAUCUAGAAACAAAGUUGUACCUACAUUAAAAAUCACAGACAGUGUGCAACUUAUCAGUUAUGAAAUAAAACUAAAAAGGAAGACUAUAAAA